CAUCAAACUUAAGCUUCCACUUCAUCUUCUUCCUUUCCUUUCUUCUUCUGAAACUCUCAUGGCGAUGGCUUUCUCUAACUGUUUGGUUCCUUUGGUCCUUUUAAUGGCUCUCUCUGUACCAGCUUUCUCAUAUGCCAGUGCAUGGCAUAGUGCCCAUGCAACUUUCUACGGUGACAUGCAAGGUGGAGAAACCAUGCAGGGAGCUUGUGGUUAUGGCGAUCUGUUCCAGCAAGGUUACGGGCUUGAAACCGCCGCCUUAAGCACAGCACUGUUCAACAAUGGCCUGAGCUGUGGUGCAUGUUUUGAGAUAAAGUGCGUGGACGACCCUCGAUGGUGCAUUCCGAAUGCAGGUUCGAUCAAAGUUACUGCAACAAAUUUCUGUCCGCCGAAUUACUCGCCACCGAAUUUAGACCACUGGUGCAAUCCUCCACAGGAACACUUCGACUUGUCGAUGAAAAUGUUCACCAGCAUUGCCGCAUACAGAGCUGGGAUAAUCCCAGUGAAGUAUCGUAGAGUGGCAUGCAGAAAAAGUGGGGGUGUGAAAUUCCAAACAGCAGGGAACCCUUAUUGGCUUCUGGUUUUGGUGUACAACGUUGGCAAUGCCGGUGAUGUUUCCGAGGUUAGCAUCAAAGGAUCGAAUGGUGAGUGGAAAUCCAUGUCUAGGGUUUGGGGACAGAAUUGGUUGACCGGAGAGAACUUGGUGGGGCGAUCUUUGUCCUUUAAGGUGACUACCAGUGAUGGAAAAGUGGUGGAGUUCGACGAGGUUGCACCUUCCGGUUGGCAAUUUGGACAGAGCUACGAGGCCCACACUAAUUUUUAGAUGUAUUUGUUCUUGUAGUUCUUGGAUUUCGUCACAUUGCAUCCUGCUCACUUUUUAGACUGUGAUGUUUCCAUUGUAAAAUUGUACUUUCACAUGUUUCAAAAAUAAACUCUCACUUCAUUUUAAUAA
Messenger RNA from Vigna angularis (adzuki bean), 949 nucleotides. Its product is annotated as expansin-A23. Gene Ontology annotation, cellular component: extracellular region. Gene Ontology annotation, biological process: plant-type cell wall organization. The record is from RefSeq and is a predicted model, not a curated record. The transcript has 2 exons. Bases 59 to 820 code for a protein of 253 amino acids. Lineage: Eukaryota; Viridiplantae; Streptophyta; Magnoliopsida; Fabales; Fabaceae.